Messenger RNA from Oikopleura dioica, 1005 nucleotides. The record is from the annotation of a GenBank genome assembly. Lineage: Eukaryota; Metazoa; Chordata; Appendicularia; Copelata; Oikopleuridae.
AUGGCUCCUCGGUUCCAGAAUGCAAAUAAAGAUGGGUGGAAACCUCCAGUUGCUUUUGGUAGACAAACUCCGCUGCCAGAAGGAGUCAAGCUUCUCCCAGGUCAAAGUAUGCGUGGCUUCUAUCAGCGAACGCAGCAGGGUACUUCUGGGCGUCCGUCCGGUUGGACUCCUCCGGUCGCAUUUGGUCGAGAAACACCCCUCCCCGAUGGGGUUAACCUUGUCCACGGUGAGUCUAUGAGAACAGCGAAACCAAUUCAGGAAAAAUGGAUACCACCAAUUGCUUUUGGCGAGGCUCCACUGCUUCCAGACGGCAUCAAGCUCGUUCACGGGCAAUCGAUGAUGGAGCAGUUUCAACCAAAGCCUCAGCCAGAAACCGAGAGCAAAUGGAAGCCGCCAGUUGCUUUUGGACGAGAAACUCCACUUCCGGAAGGAAUUCAACUGACGCACGGCGAGUCGAUGCAACGCCAGUUCCCGAAAUUAGAUUCUGUGGACACGGCAUCAGAGGAAUCAUCGUGGAAACCACCAGUUGCAUUUGGAAAACCUCCUCCACUGCCAGAAGGUAUUUCGCUCGUUCACGGGCAAAGCAUGAUGGACCAGUUUCAACCGCCAGCACAGCCACAGCCGAAACAAGAAGCAUGGAAGCCACCUGUUGCGUUUGGCUCAGCACCUCUUCUACCCGAUGGCAUUAAACUUGUGCACGGAGAAUCGAUGGUUAAACAAUUCGUUGCUCAAAAAGCAGAGCAGCAGCAAGCUCAAGAAUUCAUCGAAGAAAACCUCGCUCGUGAAGAAGAUUCGACAACGAAAUCAUCGACAGCCACAACAGCGACCACUAAAGAAACAACUACGACUUCCAACUCCAGCGCAUCAACUGCUAAGACGACAACAACUACCUCAACAACAACUACGACAACGACUACAACUACGACUCAAAACGCAGACUCUAGCGCAGCGAAUCCAAGCAUCGCUUUUGCCGUCGCUCUCGUUAUCUCGCUCUUCCUUCUAUAA